Triticum aestivum (bread wheat) is the source of this 641-nucleotide messenger RNA. Its product is annotated as auxin-responsive protein SAUR36. NCBI's taxonomy places the organism in Eukaryota, Viridiplantae, Streptophyta, Magnoliopsida, Poales, Poaceae. The transcript has a single exon. Gene Ontology annotation, biological process: response to auxin. The coding region runs from base 100 to 534 and encodes 144 amino acids. The record is from RefSeq and is a predicted model, not a curated record.
UCUGAACCGCCGGUUCCAUCCACAAGCAAAGCACUACCACUAGCUUAGCACUCGACACAAAACUCUGAGCUUUCUGCCAAGAAAGAAGGUGAUACAACCAUGGUCAGUGCCAAGAGACUUUCUCAGAUGAUAAGGAAGUGGCAAAGAGUGGCAGCCAUCAGGAGGAAGAGGCUCAUGUGGACUUCAGCAAAAGAAGUCGAUGAGUGCUGCACGUCAGUGGCAGUGAAGGGCCACUGCGCCAUGUACACUGCUGACGGGAGGCGGUUUGAGGUGCCAUUGGCGUACCUCAGCACGACGAUCAUCGGGGAGCUCCUGAGGAUGUCUCACGAUGAGUUUGGCUUCACAAGCGAUGGAAGGAUAACCCUGCCUUGUGAUGCAGCUCUAAUGGACUAUGUCAUGUGCUUGCUCAGAAGGAACGCAUCAGAAGAGGUAGAGAGAGCUUUCUUGAGCUCUGUGGUGAGACCUUGCCACUAUGGAAAUGGUUUGGAGCCAUCCAUGGGAGUUAGCCAGCAAGUAGCUGUUUCUGGCUUCUGAGGAUUCAGUGUUCGUUUUACCUUCUUUUUUCUGUCCAUCCUUUUGGAUGAUGUAAAUAGUUCUAUGUAGGAGAUAGGGAAUGAAAGAAUCAUAUUGGAAGUUGACUA